UAUAUAUAUUACAACUACACAGUUGAUAUCACCAAAUAAAAACACAAAAAAAAAAAAUCAUGAAGGCACACAACAUUUUUCUCCUCAUAUUAGGCCUUGCUACUUACAUUACUUUCAUUUCUUUAAAACAACAACCUUAUCAUCAUAACUACUACUAUUUUGGCAACAACAUCUACAACAUCCACAUUAUCAAUGGCUUCACCAACAAUUCAUCUCUCCCAUUGAUCGUGUGGUGCUCGUCCGAUGAUGACUCCGGUGACAUUGGGGGACGUGCCCUCCAAGAACGCGAUGAUUUUAGUUGGAGUGUCGAAACAAAAUUUUGGAAGAACACUAUGUACUUGUGUACAAUGAAAUUGGACCAAAAAAGGAGGAAAUUUCAAGCUUUUCAUGGUAAUAGAGAUGUUCAAAGGUGCAAUCCUACAAACCAUUGUUUUUGGUUGGUCAAAGAAGAUGGUUUUUAUUUUAGUAAUGAUGAAAUAUAUUGGCAAAAAGAUUUUUCUUGGAUUUGAG
Molecule: messenger RNA, 510 nt
Organism: Solanum stenotomum
Lineage: Eukaryota; Viridiplantae; Streptophyta; Magnoliopsida; Solanales; Solanaceae
Exons: 1
Coding region: 60-509 (149 amino acids)
Source: RefSeq, a predicted model, not a curated record